UCACGCUGUAGUGGAGGAAAAGAGAGCGUGAGCAGAGGAUGAGAAUAGAGCAUCAUUCACCACAGGAAGAGAAGGACAUAGAGUUGGCCUUGGAGUAGACAGAGGCGGAGGGGUUGAGGCAGCAGCCCACAUUGUACAAGUACAGGUUAGAGACGUGGGCUGUGUACAGUCAUAGCUAUCUGCUCCCUCCCACAGCACCUCUCCCCUUUGAGACUACCUGCCCGUGACGACUGUACAGUUUGGGUGUGUGUUGCAUGCGCGCUUUUGUGUAGGAGACGAUGCUUCUAGCUGUGUUUUAUGAAUGGAGUCGAGCAGGUGGGCGGAGCAGCUUAUUGUGAUGUCAGUUAUUCCUCCCUUAGCGAUGCGGGAAAAGCCUCAAGCUGGAGCUCAUCACGAGAAAAACCCCCUCGCUUUCCCACGCAUACAGCCGCUCAUAUCUCCCCCCUCCCUCUUUCCCAUCCGUGCUCCCUUCCUUGGUUCCUCCCUCCGUCCACACCCUCCAAACACUCCUUUACUCCUAUCAGAUGAGCAGAGCCCAGAAUAUAACCCUGGGGUGUGUGACGUCAGAAACCCUCCUCUAUGCUGCAUGAAUAACCCAGCCACAGAGAGAGGUGUUAGAACAGCAGCAGAGGAGACACACAGAAAGAACCAGUGCUCCAUAGAACACAGAACAGCAAGCUGAGCUCCUUCAGAGAGAGAGGGACCGAGAGACUGCGUGCUUGAAACGGAGAGUGGCACGUUGCAGGGGCACGGCGGACACACACCCUCGUCUCCUUCACCACUCCGCUGCCCUCGCCUGGACUGGUCACCGCCUGGUCGACUGACUGGAGAAUCGGGGGGACCGAGAAAGGCUAGUUCAGGGGAUGGUUCGACGGCUGUUUUGGAGGCUGGUUCAGUGACUGGAGGACCACAGACUGACCGCCGGCUGUUUUAGAAGCUGUGGAUCCAAAGAGAGGCUGGAUCAGAGGCUGGGGACUCAGCCUGGCUCAGAGGGCGGUGGACCAUAUUCAGGCUGAGCAGACAGGUUCUGCAUGUGUUCUUCGGGCAGCAUGUUCUGUUUCUGUCUGCAGAGCUCUCUGCUGAAACUCCAGGCUCUGGAGGUGGAUGGCUGUUCCUCACUGGGACCCUCUCCUGACUCCAGUCCCCCACCUCAGACAAGUCCCCCUCCGCCCCUGGGGGGUAAGGACCAGACCCAGACCCUAGAGAACCACCAGGUCCUGUCUCACUGCUGUCCGGGCUCUUUCCACAGCCCUUCACCCUGGGAGGAGAACAGCCCCCCAGCAGCAGCUCACCUGGCCCUGCUGCCGUCCCCUCUGAACCCCCAGAUGGACGGGGGGGUCAGAGACCCCCAGAGCCCAGGGCUCCUAUGCCACAUUACCGAUGGCAACAGCCCCCAGCCGUCCCCGCGCUGCUCCCGCCUCAGCCAAUCACAGCGCUUCAACACGGACCCAGAGACGGCACCCUCGCCACCAUGCUCACAGCACUUCAUUCUGACACGUGGUUUGGGAAGAGCAGAGACGAGCGAGGAAGAAGAGUUCCCCUCCAUUCCUUUGCUUUCCAGACAUAUACACACACUGAAGAAGAAAAUACGCUUGUUUGAGGAAGGUUUUGAACAAGAGAUGAACUAUAAGCCGUCUCACAAUGAUAAAACAGCUGAUCCAGAGAUUCUGAAGCUCAUGACUGAACUAGCCAAGUCACGGAAACAGCUCAAAGAGUUGAAGCUGAAACAAUCUGAGGUGGAGAUGAAAGGACAAAAGAUUCAGGGGGAGAAAGAAAAUAAUGACGGUGGGUCAGAGAUGUGCAGAUACGGUGUCUUCCAGCAGGUGGCAGCAGAUCACCAACAGCAGAGUAAACCCUCCCUGGAGGAGACAGUAGAAGGACUGUUGCGACGCCUCAGAGAGAAACGGCAGGACCUCGGUCUGCCAGACAAUAUGAAGGAGAUGAGCCAGAGACAGAUGGCGCUGGAGAAGAUCACACUCCAGAAAUGCUUGUUGUACUUUGAAAGUCUGCAUGGACGCCCUGGCACCAAGCAGGAAAGGAACCUGGUCAAGCCCCUCUAUGACCGAUACCAGACUGUCAAACAUCUCCUUUGCUCCACUUCUCCUAUAACAACCAUAGAAGAAGAGGAAGGUUCUGAUGAAGACAACAUACAACAAUGUCCCACGACCACUUGCAGGGUGACCUCUGACCCUGCUCCCAGAGAGGAAGACAGCGACAGGGACAGUGACCCAGCCUUUGUGUCCCCAUUGGACGAGGUGAAAGCAGUCAGACAGCAGCCAGGUGUCACUAUGGCCAACCUCCACGAGGCCUCCAGGUCUGAGCUGCUGGAGUUUCUUCGAGAGACGCGGAAAGAGAAAAAGAAACGCGGUAAAGCUCUGAGAGAGUUUGAGGAGCAGUUUUACAAACAGACUGGAAGGACGGCAACAAAAGAUGACCGCAUCCUAUUGGCAGAGGAGUACCACGAGUACAAGAACCUUAAGGCCAAGCUCCGCCUUCUGGAAGUCCUGCUCAGUAAGCAGGAAAUGGCUAAGAACAUUUGACCGUAUCCCCAACAUUAAGUCCAAAACUGAGACCAUCUGACUCUAUCUCUAACACUAAAACCACCUGAGUCUCUCCCCAAAACUAAGACCAUAUGAGUCUUUCCCCAACACUAAACCCAUCUGACUCCCCAAAACUAAGACUAUCUGAGUCUAUCCCCAACACUAAACCCAUCUAACUCUAUCCCCACAACUAAGACCAUCUGAUUCUAUCCCCAAAACUAAGACUAUCUGAGUCUAUCCACAACACCAAACCCACCUGAAUAUUCCCAAAAACUAAGCCCAUCUGACUAUCCCCAACA
Esox lucius (northern pike) is the source of this 2839-nucleotide messenger RNA. RefSeq names its product family with sequence similarity 13 member C (gene fam13c). The record is from RefSeq and is a predicted model, not a curated record. The coding region runs from base 1032 to 2540 and encodes 502 amino acids. Lineage: Eukaryota; Metazoa; Chordata; Actinopteri; Esociformes; Esocidae. The transcript is spliced from 10 exons.